AUGCCUCAUUCGGUUUCCUCAAAUGAAUCCGUACCGCGCGAUCAUGGCGAUAAUGAAGUUCUCCCAGACGCUCCUCCUGUUGCGGAGAAUACCGAUACGCCAGCAGAACAAAAGGCUGAAGCAAACGUAAAACUUGAAGAUUUGUUUGCAGAUGACGAUGACGACGAUGAAUUCCCUGCGUCGAGUGCAGCAGAUGUUAAAAUGAGGAGUUCUCCACCUCCAAUUCCCGCAGUUGCUACCAAAGAAUCCCCAGAAAUAGAUGCAGAAACCAUGCUUGCUUUUUAUCAACGUCUUUUCCCGUUCCGAACGAUGUUUCAGUGGCUAAAUCAUGGGGUGGUGCCAUCCCCAGACAUGGUUAACAGAGAAUUCGCUGUCUUCCUACAAAAUCAAGCCGUGCUUCGAUAUCAGUCAUAUGCAACUGCAGAUCUAUUUCGUCAGGAAAUUCUAAGAUUUAACCCAACUCGAUUCGAGAUUGGGCCUGUAUAUAGUACCAACCCUCGAGACCGCAAAAGUCGACCCGGUACGCAGAUGAAACCAGUUGCUAAGGAACUCGUCUUUGAUAUCGAUAUGACCGACUACGAUGAUGUGCUGGUUGACACUGCAUUGAGAGAGGAUUUCGGCUUUGAACACAUCUUAUGGGUAUACUCUGGUCGUCGUGGUGCCCACGCCUGGGUAGGAGAUUAUAAGGCAAGGCAACUCUCCGAUGACCGGAGGAAGGCCAUUGCUGGAUAUCUGGAAGUCGUGAAGGGUAAUGAUAAAAGCGGCAAACGAGUCAAUCUCAAAAGACCAUUGCAUCCACAUAUUGCUCGAAGCGUCAAGAUACUAGAGCCACACUUCAACCAGACAACGCUUAUUGACCAAGAUAUUUUUCUUCAAGAUGAAUCAGUGGAGCGGUUGCUGUCAUUGCUGCCCGACAAAAAGCUUUGCGACGCUCUUCGAAGAAAAUGGGACUCAACUCCAGAGCGUUCAAGCACAAACAAAUGGAAUGACAUUGUCACGCUGGCCAAAACGGUAAGUGGAUUAGAUCCAAAGGCACUCAGAGACGCACGAUACGACAUCGUUCUUGAAUACACCUACCCACGACUCGAUGCCGAGGUGUCCAAGAAGAUGAUUCACUUGUUGAAGAGCCCAUUCGUCGUGCAUCCUGGCACGGGCCGUAUUUGUGUCCCCAUCGACGGGCGAAACAUAGAAGAGUUUGAUCCCUUGUCGGUCCCAACAGUGACGGAACUCCUUAAUGAAAUCGAUGAAUAUGACGGCGAAACCCCGCUAUCGGCUUCGAAUGGUGAAACCAGUAGCUCUUCUGAGAGGAAAAUGCAGGACUAUGAAAAGACCAGAUUAAAACCCUAUGUCGACUAUUUCCGUUCCUUUGUGGCCAAUCUCAUGAAGGACGAACAGCCUAGAAAACGAGAACGAGGCGGCGAAGAGACGAUAAGUGAUGCGAUGGAGUUUUAA
Molecule: messenger RNA, 1452 nt
Organism: Talaromyces atroroseus
Lineage: Eukaryota; Fungi; Ascomycota; Eurotiomycetes; Eurotiales; Trichocomaceae
Exons: 4
Coding region: 1-1452 (483 amino acids)
Biological process (GO): DNA replication, synthesis of primer
Cellular component (GO): alpha DNA polymerase:primase complex
Source: RefSeq, a predicted model, not a curated record